GCGACUGACACGCACGGGGUGGCAAGAAGACAGGCAUGAUAGCCUAAUUUUCGCACAGUUCGAUCCCAAAUUUCUCGCCGCUGUUCGACAAAAGCUAAUGAUCGAGUCGGGUAUAAGGUGACACCUGUUCUAGACUGUAAUUUGCGCCUAUCACCACCAUGACCACCUACGGAGAACUCAUCAAAACCGAGUUCCCAAAGUUGGACGACGAGCUCUUUGUCUAUGUUGAUGGAAUUAUUUCUGGAGGAGCGGACGAGUUUGAAGACAGCGAUGAACUGUACGAAGCCAUUGGCCAUGUUCUAGAAGAGGUUGCUGAUGAGAAAACUGAAAGUGAAGUUCGUGAUGUCUGUGACAGAAUCUUGUUAAUUUUGAGGCCGUCUUCAACUGAAGUAAAAAAUGAAAUGCGUAUUCUGAACGCACCGGUGAACAUUGCUAGCUUAGCUGCCAACAUUGAAACGGUGGGCGAGAUGAAAAGCAUCUGGAUGAAUCAAAGGGAUGAUGGGCUCAAAGUGGAUCAAAGAAAGCUGGAGAAGGCUGAGGCAAAGUUGCAGCAAAAGCAGGAUAAAAGAUCUGGGGAGCCUACCAAGACCGUGCUGGCCAAACCAGAAAGCGCUUCUGCCUCUCAGAUGGUUAGCAAGAAGGACAACAAAAUGGACAUGAAGGGCACCAACAGGGGUCUGGACAUCAGAAUAGAAAACUUUGACAUUGCCUACGGAGACAGAGUUCUUCUGCAAGGUGCUGAUAUGGUCAUGGCAUUUGGUAGACGCUAUGGUUUGAUUGGCAGAAACGGUCUCGGCAAAACCACACUUCUCAGAAUGAUUGCGAUGGGCCAAUUGAAAAUCCCUUCGCACAUAUCUGUGUUACACGUGGAACAAGAAGUGGUUGGUGAUGACACUCCAGCCCUUGAAAGUGUUCUCCAAUGUGAUCUUGUUCGUGAAAAUCUCCUUCAACAGGAACGAGAAAUUACUGCCAAAAUUAAUUCUGGUCAUGGUGAUGAAGAACUUAAUUCUAAGUUGUCCGAGGUUUACAUCCAGCUGCAGAACAUUGAUGCUGACAAAGCGCCUGCCAGGGCAAGUGUGAUCCUAGCUGGUCUAGGCUUCACUGCCGACAAGCAGAAAAGACCCACCAAAGAGUUUUCGGGCGGGUGGCGAAUGCGUUUAGCUUUAGCAAGAGCUCUCUUCUCAAGACCUGAUUUGCUGCUACUUGAUGAGCCGACAAACAUGUUGGACAUGAAAGCGAUCAUUUGGCUUGAGAACUAUUUGCAAAACUGGCCGACAACUUUGCUGGUCGUUUCGCACGACAGGAAUUUCCUGGACACUGUUCCGACAGACAUUUUCCACUUGCACACCCAGCGAAUAGACACUUACAAGGGCAACUAUGAUAACUUCAUAAAAAUUAAAACGGAAAAAUUGAAAAACCAGCAGAGGGAGUAUGAAGCUCAAAUGGCGCACAGAUCACACAUCCAGGAGUUCAUUGACCGCUUCCGUUACAAUGCCAACCGCGCCUCCAGCGUUCAAAGCAAGAUUAAGAUGCUCGAGAAAUUACCUGAGCUGAAACCUGUGGAGAAGGAGACUGAAGUGGUGCUAAAAUUCCCAGACACUGAAAAACUGUCCCCUCCGAUUUUGCAACUCGACGAGAUCUCUUUCUGGUACGAAAAGGGCAAACCUAUUUUCGAAGGAGUCAACCUGGGAGCAACUAUGGAAUCUCGGAUAUGCAUUGUUGGUGACAAUGGUGCUGGCAAGACCACUCUCUUGAAAAUUGUCAUGGGCUUCCUGACGCCCACAAAAGGAGCCAGAAAUGUUCAUCGUAAUCUGAAAUUCGGUUACUUCAGCCAACAUCACGUUGACCAACUCGAAAUGAAGGGUUGCUCUGUUGAACUUCUUGCAUCAGAAUUCCCAGGACGGCCAACUGAGGAAUACCGACGGCAGUUGGGUAGCUUUGGCGUUUCUGGAGAUUUGGCCCUGCAAAGUAUUGAAAGUUUGUCUGGAGGUCAAAAGUCUAGGGUUGCAUUUGCCAAAAUGUGCAUGGCUUUGCCCAACUUCUUGAUUCUUGAUGAACCAACUAACCACUUGGAUAUUGAGACCAUCGAAGCUCUCGGGAAGGCGAUCAACAAGUUUACGGGAGGCAUAAUUUUGGUUUCUCACGACGAACGUUUGAUUCGCAUGGUCUGCCAAGAGCUGUGGGUUUGCGGCGGUGGCAAAAUUGUGGCCAUCGAGGGCGGUUUUGACGAGUACAGGAAAAUCAUUGAAAAGGAGCUGGAAGCUGUUGCCUAAAUUAUUAUUGAUUCUCAGUGAGAAAAAAAAAUUUAAUAAAAAUCAGAUAUCUUCAUAAAAUAGAUUAUUUUUAUCCCUCUCUUAUAAAAUUAUUUAAAUUGGAAUUA
Molecule: messenger RNA, 2380 nt
Organism: Neocloeon triangulifer
Lineage: Eukaryota; Metazoa; Arthropoda; Insecta; Ephemeroptera; Baetidae
Product: ATP-binding cassette sub-family F member 3
Exons: 13
Coding region: 159-2273 (704 amino acids)
Molecular function (GO): ATP binding; ATP hydrolysis activity
Source: RefSeq, a predicted model, not a curated record